Molecule: messenger RNA, 9303 nt
Organism: Tetrahymena thermophila SB210
Lineage: Eukaryota; Ciliophora; Oligohymenophorea; Hymenostomatida; Tetrahymenidae
Product: transmembrane protein, putative
Exons: 14
Source: RefSeq, a predicted model, not a curated record
AUGCUGAAUAUAACUUUGCUUUCUUUUGGUCAAAAAGAUGGUGAUAGUUAAUGUAAUUAAGUAUGCUAAGAUUGCUCUAGCGAUAAAAACUUUGAGUGCCUUGGAUGUAGAUACCCAUUUUAUUUUGAUCAGAAUAGCUAUAAUUGUGUCUAAUCUUGUCCUAGUGGAACAUACGAAAACUUUAACAUGGAAUGCAUUUCUUGCGAUUCUAAAUUUUGCUCAAGCUGCUCAUCUACUGAAUGCUAUUAAUGCUUACCUGGAUACUCUUUGGACCCAUAGAAUAAAUAAGGAUGCAUUGCGAAUUGUUAAGAUAGUUAAUCUUUACUUGAUGGAGAAUGCGUAUAUGAAUGCAGUAUUUAAUCUAAUAGCUAUUCCUUAGAUCCAUCUUCUAACACAUGCAUUUAACUAUAAAUCUGCCCAUCCUUAUCUUAUAUACCUGAAUCUUAAGCAGUUGAUAAAAUAUAGUUCUAUAGUGCAUCCAUCAGUGAAGAUAAUAGCACUAUGCUUUAGAUUGAUCUAUAAGGCAAAGUUAUUGUGAAAUCAAUUCCUUAGCUCGUACCUUAAGCUUAUUAUACUUUUCCAUAAUUAGCAUCUAUCGCAAAUUGUGUGUAAACAGUAGAAUAAUCAACUCAAAAUAAAACGCUAUCGUGUAUGAAUAUAUAUACCCAAGUUUUCACUUUUUAAAUCUCUAGUGGCUUACUUUUAUCAUAAAACAUUACAUUUAAUUAAUAAAUAAGUAAUAUAUAUUACUUAGAUGGAAUGAAAAUGACUUUUUUGACAUAAGCAGGUUUUAUAGUCUAAUAUGACUUCCAAUCUUAUUAAUUUUCUGUUGUUGAUAAUUCAUCAGAUACUUUAAAUUAAAUACUCAGCGUUUAAAAUUAUCAGUUAAAAAAUGAUCAAUUUAUCCUUGCUAUUAACUCAACAAAUACAAUUUUUUAUUAUGAUUAAUCAUUUAACAAGAAUAUACUUUUAUAGUAUUCAUCAUAGAACACUCUUUAAAUAGAAAAUUUAGAUACACAAAAUAUGUGGGUGUUCUACUAAAAUAAUAAAAUAGACUUUUACUAAAUAAUAUUUGGUCAAACUCCUUUACUAAUCAAAUCUAUCACUCCUUAGACUAUUCUAUAUUCAAUAAUGAGAUCUAAUGAAACUUUGACUCUAAUUGGUGGUAAAAAUUAAACAGCAACUUAAGUACUCUAAAUUAGCUCAAAUAAAUAAGUUACAGAAAUCACAAGUGCUUUACCACCUACUUUCCUUAAUUCUGACUGCUUUUGGAAGACUAAAGAUAUCUAUUUCUCUCAAAAACAAGAUCUGCUUUACAUUUUCAACCUUAACUCAAAUAAUUUUAAUCUUUCUUAUACUCUUAAACUAUCUUAACCUUUAGUUUGCUCACUAACUUCUUUAGAAGUUUUUUAAAAUAAUGAUAAAAUAUAUUUGUUAACUUAAAUAAUGUAAGAUAUAUAAAUUUAAGAGCUCACUUAAAGUCAGUUAACCUCUGUAAAUUCUAGUUAAAUGUAUUUCUCAUCUGAAUAGCAUACUUAUUACUAUGCUUAAUUUUUAUUUAAUACUCCGGCAAUUAAUAUUUUAGAUACUGUUACAAAUAAUUAAAUAUUAGAAUUAAAAUGCAAUGGAAUUACUUACUAAUAUGAUUUAGAAUCGAGAUAGAUUACUAAAUCAUUUUAUUUUUGGGAUGAUUUUUAUUAUCCAGACCAAACAAUUUAUCUAGGCUAUUAGUUAUACAACUAUAUAGCUGUAUAAGAAGAAGAAAAAUUAAUACUUACUGGAAUAAGAAAUGGUGUUUUGACAAUAAGAGAAUUGAAUUUAUAUACUUUUGAAAUACUUUUAGAAAACCAGUUUAGUGAUAUAGAUAUUGCACCUGACCAAAUACAUUUCUUUAAUUAACCGUUCUAUAUCAAGAGUACAAAAACAUUGAUAGUUAAUAAAUAAAAUGUAGUAAUAAUCGAAUCUAAAACAAAAUUAACAGAGCUUCUUAUUUUUCAUUAUAGUUAAAUAAACAACUAAUACAACUAUACAUUCUCAAUAAGAUAGAUAGUAAAUGACGUUUAAGUUUCACAGAAAACUGGCGAUAUUAUUUGUUUCUUAGUUUUAUAGUAAAUAUACCUUUCAUAAAUAUUGAUCUACAAUGUUUACAAAGAUUAAAAUCCUGUUUAUGUCACUUCAAAAUUUUAUAAUAUUUGUUUUGGCUAGAUAGGUUUUUUCAAUCUAAACUAAGAUAUUAUUUACUAUUCUGAUUAUUUCGGAGGAAUAAUAAGUAGGGACCUUCUAAACAAUUAUAAGAAAAAAAUAUUUAGUUAAUAUACAUAAAUUAUUUCUUAUUAUUUAUCUCCAAAUUUAACAUAUUAGAUCUUUGGCUUAACACCUUAUACUACACUUUAAAUUGUCUCUACUCAAGAUAAUAAGGUUUUAUAUGAAAUACCUACUGGUUCAUACAUAGCAUAUUUCGUUAGUUAUGGCAACAAAGUAUUUAUUCUCAGCAAUAGUGCCUUUUUAUAAUACUAUGAUGGAGAUACAAAUUAGAUCAUACUAUACCAAAACGACUAUUAUGGGUAAGGUAUGUAGAACUUUUUACAUAAAUAAUAUUAGAUAAUAUUUAUAAAUACCAUGAUCUCUCUUAUAAUUAGUUUAGAUGAUCCGAAUCUUUAAUUAUAACAGGUAUAAUAAAAUAUUUAUAAUGAAUUUCAAUUUAACGAUAUUUAAGUUCCUUUAUCUGGUGAUAAUUUUUGGCUAUAGUAAAUAGUAGAUGUAAAAUAAAUAUUUUGUUAUGAAUAUUAAAAUAAUGAUUUUUUAAAUACAUAACAAUAUUAAUAUGUUGUUAAUUUUUAUGAGUUAGAUAUAUAGUUAAAUAUAUAUACAAAUUAAAUAAGAGUGAUAAAAUACCAAAAGAUAAUAGCAUAAAUUAAUAUUGAUUUCUAACAACCUGUUUAGCUAAUUUCUUAAAAUUACAUGUACUAUCAUAAAUACGAUAAUAAAGGAUUUUAUUAUCCAUAUUAAAAAUAUAUGGUAAUAGUUGUUGGAUUUCGUCUUGCUUUAAUUAGCUCAACUAAUUUUGAAAUUCUUUUUAAUUACGUGUCUAAAUAAAUAUUUAUGAAUCUUGCAUACGAUAUAGAAUUAGGAUACAUGGCUUUUGUAGAUAACUUGUAAGAUUGCAUAUUCGACUUAAAGGCUAUUUCUUUAAAUUGCAUCACUAACAACUUUCCGUUUGCAGAUUACUUUUAUGGGACUAUUAUUUAAAGACAAAAAUAGUUAAUCAUCUUUUAUAGUAAAUAUAGUUUAAGAGUGUACUCUUUAAAAGAAUAAAUUUAUAAGUUUGUUAAAUAUUCAGAAAACUUUUUUGCUUAUUAUAUAUAUUAUAAUGACUAUGGUAGCAAUAUAAUUAUUGGAGAUAACUAAAGUAACAGUUUUAAAAUACUUAAUUUAGAUACAUAUCAAUUGUUAGAUACUUCUUUCCCAGCAUUUACUACUAACACUAAUGAAAAUCUGUAUAAGUUUUAUUUUUUCUCUGACCAAAUAUAAGUGAUGCUAUUUUCUACUUACAGUAAUUCUAUCGUAAUAUAUAACAUAAAUACUCAAGUGGUUAUGUAAACUAUCUAACUAUAGUAUUAAUUUAAUCAUCAAAGUCAAAUAGUUGUUGAUGAAAUUCUUGAUCUGGUUAUGCUAAUUGAUAAUUAAAAUUAAAUUGAAAUUAUUUCUUAUGAUACCAAUUAAACUGUUCAAAUAUUUUAAUUAGAUAAGGUAUAAAAUGACGCAAAUGCUUACUAAAAAAUAUUGAUUUGGGACCAUUAUAAGAGAAAACUUUUUGCAAGCUCAAAUAAUAUUUUUUAUAUAUUUGAUUACGAUGAUAAUAUUUUUAUUUGCAAAUACCAAUUUUAGCUUCCAAUAUUUGAUAUUUACAUCAGCUUUAAUAAAAAUUAAAUAUUUGUUACAGACUAUUUGAAUUUAAAAGUUUUUGAUUACUCUAUCUUAGAGUUUAACUAAAAUUAAUAAUUACCUUAUAGUUUAAUACCAAAUCUAUUAUAGAUUAAUUAAAACCAAUAUAUUUUAUUUGAUAAUGGUCAAUCAACUCUUAAAAAUAUAGUCAAUGGUGAAGUAAAGGAUGCUAAAUACUUUAAUCAACUAAAUCCUUCAUACUUUUACUACAAUUAUUACAAUAAAAAUGACUCUUAAAUUUAUGUAAUAAUAUUUAAUUAACUCUUAAUCUACAAUAUAACUUCUACUAGAAUUACUCCUAUAUUUUCUUAAUUGCUUGAUUCUUAAAUAGUUACUUUUAUCAGAGACUCUGAUUUCCAAGUUCUUUUUUUAACUUAAAAGUAGUCUUUAUAUUCUCUUUAGAAGAAUCAAACUAAUCCAUAGCUCAUUAUACUAGCAUAUAUAUCAACAGGAAUAGGCCAAUUUAUUAUGAUUGAUGAUUCCUAUUUAAUAUACAGCUCAACAAAAAACAGAAGCCUAUGGAAUAAGAUAAUAUUUUCAUACUCAUAGUCUCUUUCAACUUAAAUUAAAAUUGAAUAAUUUUAAUUUAAAUUAGAAUAAAAUGAUAUUAUUAAAAAGCUUAUUAGAAUAGAUAAUACUUUGAACAUCAUAAUAUUAACAAAUGAAUAUAUACAAAUAAUAGAUAUUUAGACAGGAGAUAUUUUGUAAACCUCUCAAUUAGAUUUCUAAAACCAAUAAUCUUAAAUCUACUUUGAUCCUCUUUAUUAAAGGAUUUACUAUACAGAUAGAACUGAAGGAGUUAACGUAUAUGAUCUAAAAAUGUAAAUUAUUAAAUAGAAUUUACCAUCUUCAAGUAUAAAAUUAAAAAUGGAAGGCUCUUUCAUAUAUAUGCUUUCAUUUAACUCUGUAAGUAUAUACUUAAGAUAAGACCUCAAAUUAUUCUAAAUAAUAAGAAAUUUUAAUAGCACUCAAUCACUAAUAGAUAUUGAGUACACUGGAUUUAAUAAUACUUUUGUUUUAUAUUUCGACAAUUCAAUUAGUUUCUUUGAUGCUAACCCUUUUUAUUAACCUAAAUUAAUUGAUUAUUUAUAAAUAUAAAAUUAUAAGGUUUUAUCUUCAUAAUUAAAACUCCAGAAUUCUUAGUAUUUAAUUGUUGAUAUGAUGAUUAUAACUAUAGAAAAUACUAUAAAAUACAUCACUUAACUAAAUAUUGGCUCUUUUUCAAAAAAUAUUUGCUCAGCAUAGUUAUAAAUACGAACAGAUUAAAAUGAUUUAAUAACAAAAAAUCAAUAAAGUGAUUAUUUGAAUUUAUUAUCACUAAAAUAGCUCUUAAUUUAGAACAUUAUUUAUAGUAUGGAUAUAAAUAAUGGCGAAUAAACAGAUUUAAAGUAUCCUUUUGUUAGCUCUAGCUCUGUGACAAACUAGUACUCGCUAAACAUUUAAGCUAUAAACAAUAAUAGUAUUUAUCUAAAUAUUCAAAAUAGUACAGAUUAAAAUAUUGUAGAGCUGAAACUAUAAAACCUAAAAAUUUCCUUUAAAAACUUAAAUAAUACUCAGUUCUUAUUUGGAAAUCAAACAUUUAAAAAAUUAGAAAGACUGUUUUUGAAUGACAUAGAAUUAUCAGAUUUUGGUAGUAACCAGCUAUCAUUUGAAAGUAUCAAUCAUCUAUUUAUCUAAAAUUUAGUGAUUAAUGGCGAACAAAUUCAACAGAUUAACAAAUAGAUUAUACUUUUCUAAUAUAUUAAUAUAGUUGUAAUACAGAACAUUACUUUUACUAAUUGCCAAUUUAAUAAUAUAAUGAAUCUACUUUAAUUUAUUAAUAUAAACUAAUUGACCAUAAAUAAUUUGAACAUCAACCAUAAUAUUUUACAUUCAAACUUUAAACAAAACUCUAUGAUAAAUAUCUCAUAAAUAAAUUUACUUACAAUAAAUAAUACUAACCUUAUAGAGAAUAUGUUUUAAAAUGUUUAAAUAUUCAAAAUAACUAAUGUUACUUCAAUUAGUAUUAGCAACAUGAAAUCAUCUUAAAAUGAAAUAAUAAUGAAUUAAAAUGUCGACGUAUAAGGUAUUAUUUUCUAAAUUGAAGCAACUCCUUAAGUUAAUUUCAUUAAAAUCCAAUUUAAUGAUCUUAAAUUUACCUCACUCUCACCCCUUUCUUUACUGAAAUUUUCUAAUGUAAAUCAAACAUUAAUUUUUAAUGAUUUUUAUUUCACAGAUUUUAAAUUAGAAAACUCUUAAAAUAGCUCAAUUAGUGGCUAAUAAUUUUUUAUUUUAGAAUGUGAGGGAAUACUUAAUUCGAAUUUCUCAAAUAUUCAGAUAAAAAAUUCAAGUUUGCUAGGAUUUAUUAACUUACAUGAUUUAAAAAAUGAUAAUGGAGUUAAUAUUUAAAAUAAAAUAUCAACAUACUACAACUAUUAGCACUCUCUUUCUGCAACAAAUCAACUAAUGUUACUUAAUGCUUAAUAAUUAACAAUAAUAAAUUCUAAUUUUACAUCUAUCUCUAGCAUAAAUUCAGAAGCUGGCUUUAUUUAAAUUUAAGUAAGCUAAAGCUUUCUUUUAGAUACAAUCUAAAUUUAAAAAGUUGAACUUAAGUAAAAUAGUUUUAUAUACAUAUCUUAAAGUCCUUAAAUAGUUAUCUAAAAUGUUUAAUCAAAAAAUAUAGAAACAAAUAACAUAGCAAGUGUUUUUUAUUUGUUAUAAAUAUCGAGUCUAAUAAUGAAAAAUAACAAUUUUAUCAUGAACCUAUCUUAUCUUGAUGGAGGAGCUAUUUAUUUAAACUAAAUAUCAGAAAUAAUCUUUUUAGGUAACACAUUUUAGUAAAACGAAUCAAAGACAGGAAAUGGGGGAGCUAUUUAUUGCUUCAGUAGCGUAUUUUCUUAGUUUCAUGGCAAUACUUUCUUUUAAAAUUCAUGUAGAUAAGGUUCAGGUGGAGCAUUAUUGUUGAACAAUUGUGAUAUUUAAAACAUGACAGAUAAUAUUUUCAAAUAGAAUUCUGCUCUUAUAGGAGGUGCUUUUAGAUAUUAAGGCAUAUAACCUUAUGUUUUAUAAAAAACAAAUGUGAGCCAAAAGAAGCUUACCUAAAAUUAAAAUUCUUUUAUUAAAAACUAUGCAUAAUUAUAUGGAAAAAAUAUAGGUUCCUAUCCAUUUUAUUUGGAUGUUAAAAAUUAAAUGCAAGAUGAUUUAAAGAUUUAAAGUGCUAAAUUAGAAAAUUUAUAAAGUGGUAGCACAUCUUCACCUAUAAUUAUGAGAUUAAUAGAUGAAGAAAUGAGAGAAGUUAGUUUUUAAAAAAAUACAAAUUAGAUAAAUUAAGAAAUCCUGAUUGAAUUUAGUAGCUAUUUACUUGAAUUGUAAAGUUAAGAAGUUGGGCUUUAUGGUGACCUCAGAUAGAAUUAUAAUUUUGAUUAAUUUGGUUUCGUUUUUAAUGUGUCUUAUUCUUAUCAGCCUAAUGCUAACUCCUCUAUCACAGUUAAAACAGUUAGCCCUGUCCCUAUUUUAAAUACCACAACUUUUAUGUUUGACUAUCAGGAGUUAAGUAUCUCUAUUGAUGUUAACUUUAGGAAGUGUUAGUAAGGAGAAAUUUUACAAGCUUUGUAGAAGUAUAAAAUAUGUUUUACUUGCUAAUAAGGUAAUUAUUGCUUACAAGAUCCAAAUUAAUUCGAAAAUUUGCAGUGUCUCAAAUGCCCAAUAGGUUCUAAAAAUUGUUAUUCUAAUACCAUACAGUUAUAAAAUGGGUAUUGGAGUAAGAAUUAGCAUUCAGACUAAAUUUACUAAUGUAUAAACCCAUAAUUUUGUACCCCCGAAGACCCUUCAAAUAAGUUUGGAUGCUAAAUAGGACAUGUAGGAGCUAUUUGUGAAUCUUGUGAUUCUUAAGGAAUUUUUUGGGGAUCAAGAUAUGGAAGAAGUAAUGGAGGAAUUUAAUGCUAAGAAUGCUCGAAGGAGAAUUCAAAUUACUCUAUCCUAAUUAUAUUUUUGUUUUUGAUAAUAAUUUGUGCUUAUUUAAUCUUCUAAAUUUAAAGAUAGCUGAUAUUAAUAUAAAGAAAAAUGGAAUGGUUUUAUUUGAGAAAGCUUUAAAUAAUUUUACUAUAAAAUCAAAACAUUAGUAGUUCUUCAUCUUACAUCAAAAUUCUUAUCAACUAUUUAUAGUUUAUAGCAUUAAUAAAUAACUUAGGCAUAUAGACUUAAUAAUUUAUUUCUGUUGCUGAAGUUGCAGGUGGUGAUCCUCUAUAGCAUACAGUUUAUAAUUUAGAUUGUAUAUUUAGUAGCUAUGAUAUCUAAAUUCCUUUGUAUGCUAUGAGAGUUAUAUUUAUCAAUUCCUAAAUAAUUACCAUAUUUUUGUUGAUCCAGUUAGUAAAAUUCCUCACAAGCAUGUUUAAGAUGAUAGAUGACUUUUCAUUUUUGAUUUCUUCUUUCAUAUUAAUAUAUUUAUUCUUUAGUUCUUCCGUAAUUAAAGUAUUGAUAUAGUCUUCAUCUUGCAGAGAUAUAGGAGACAAUCUAUAUAUUAUUACUGAAAUGCAGGAUGUAUGCUACACUUAAUAACACAUUAAAAUAUUACUAUUUUUAAUAGGUCCACUACUUUUUAUAUGGUUCUUUUUAAUUCCUGCAUCAUUUUACAUUAUCUUGUACAGAAAUAGAUAAAAAUUAUAAAGCUUGCUUUAUAUGAAGAAGUAUAGUCUUUUGUACUAAGAAUAUAAAGUAAAAUCUUAUUAUUGGGAGUUAACUAGAAGUCAAGCAAGAGCAUCUCUUGUUAUAUUUCUAAAUUUAAUUAGGGUUUCACCAUUACUAAAAGCUCAGUUCUUAUUAUUUUUUAUGAGUAUUUAUCUAAUAUUUUUGAUAAAAGUAAGUCCUUAUUAAAGAUAGUAAUUAAAUAAUAUUGAUUAACUAUCUUGCAGAUUAGUUAUAAUAAGUAUAUUCAUAAUAUAAAUGAUAUUACUUACAGAUAAUCUAUUAUUUUAAUAAAUAUUAUAAAUUAUUUUGAUUGCCUUAAAUAUGAGUUUCCUAGCAAUCUUGCUCUUAUUAAUAGUAUAAAGACCAAUUCCUUAUGAUAAAAAUAAUUUAAAUAUCUUAUAAAAAUUCUAAGUUUAAAUAUCAAAAUUAAUUCCAAACUCUAUUUAUUAACUUACUUAUUAAAAAUAGAUAAAUUUAUUAAGAAUAAAUUAUCUAUGGAAAAUAGUUGGAAACUCUUUAAGCAAAGUUAUUGGUAUGGAAGCAAAUUUAAAGAACAAAAAAUGGUUUUUAUCAUCAAAACGGUCUUAGUAAAGUUAAUUCAAAGUUAGAUUUCCAAUAUUUAACUAAAAACUAAAAACUAAUUUCUAUAAAAAAGCACUAGAUAAUUGUAAUUUAGAUAAAAAUAUAAAAUGA